Effrenium voratum is the source of this 534-nucleotide messenger RNA. Lineage: Eukaryota; Dinophyceae; Suessiales; Symbiodiniaceae. The record is from the annotation of a GenBank genome assembly.
AUGACCAUGGAUGCCGCGCGGUCCCUGGCGGUGCAGCUCGUGCUGAGCCCAGUGCAUCAACUUGGCGAGAGGUGCGGCUUCAGGAUCUUCCCCGGCUCUGCGUCGCGCUGCUUCAAGAUGAUGAUGCUCUUGGUGCACCCGGACAAGCGCACGGACCCCCGCGCUGGAGAGGCCUUCGGUGAGAUGCAGAGCAUCAAGAGCUUGGUGGUCGUCAGUGAUCCGGACGCUACUCGCCAGCGGCCCAUGACUGAGCUGGAGGGGCUUCUGCACCGCGCGCUGCGCAAGAUCCGAGAUCCGGUGGAGACCGCCGCAGAGGUCAUCGCUUUCUGUGACGGCCUUCUCCGUCGGCGCAAGCGCCUUGAGAUCUCUGCCUUGGCCAGGCUCCAGUGGCUCAACCUCGAUGAUGCCAAAUCCGAGGAAGCUGAGUCGGCGCGGGAGCUCCAACGCAUCUUUGAAAGGAGGCUCUCAAAGGCUGUUGCGGAGGCUCAGGAGCAGACGGAGGAGCCGGCCGAGGUGAGACGAGGAGCUGGCUGA